Messenger RNA from Miscanthus lutarioriparius, 339 nucleotides. The record is from the annotation of a GenBank genome assembly. Lineage: Eukaryota; Viridiplantae; Streptophyta; Magnoliopsida; Poales; Poaceae.
AUGGAGUUUGAUUCGACGCUGCAAUCAAAGGGUGAGCCAGCGUUAGAAAUCAUUGUUGAAAAAGAUGAUGCUGUAAGCAAUGGUGAUGCCUGGAGGACAACAAUUGAUGCUUGCUUACCUGUACUUGACCUCAUUGACACACGGAGGUCUAUUCCAUAUGGCAUUCAGCAAGACAAUUCCACUGAUUGGGGAGGCUUUGCUUGGAAUGCUAGAGAUGGAAUUGGAAGACCAAAUGCCAAGUCUAAUGUAGGAUCCAGUUGGGGUGAGAAAGAUAAGAUGGAGUCUGAUGAGCAUCUGAAAGUCCCAAAAGAAUCAGACACAUGGAGUAAUCUGCCAUAG